This is a messenger RNA of Thrips palmi, 1922 nucleotides long. RefSeq names its product protein AATF-like. The transcript is spliced from 9 exons. Gene Ontology annotation, cellular component: nucleus; nucleolus. The record is from RefSeq and is a predicted model, not a curated record. The coding region runs from base 111 to 1775 and encodes 554 amino acids. Gene Ontology annotation, biological process: regulation of transcription by RNA polymerase II. NCBI's taxonomy places the organism in Eukaryota, Metazoa, Arthropoda, Insecta, Thysanoptera, Thripidae.
AUACUGUGUCGUGCGAACAGCACCGAUCCGAGUGCACAGACCACCACGUUAGUUGUUUUUUAAGGUUAUUUGGUGGUAUUUGGGAGUGUUUGACAGUUGUUUUUACCACCAUGAUAGCACCGAAAAGGAAAAAGAAGACUCUAGCAGACAAUAUUUCAUUUCUCUUAGCAAAUGAAAAUACCACUGUUGAUCCUGAGGAUGACAUUCAUCCAGAAACAUCAGCUCGUGUUGUGGAUGAAGACUUUGAUGAUGAGCUAGAUGACUUUGCUCCAUCAAGUAAAUUGCGUAAGUCUAAUGCAGAUCUUUUGGAAUCUGUGGACAAGCGGUAUGAAGGUGGAAGAACCUCGAGAAAAGAGUUGAUGAACGACUCUGAUUCCGAUGAGGAAGAUGAUGACAGUGAUGACGAUAAUCACAGUUCUGGAAAGGAGGAUCUUAUCCCUGGCCCUUUGAAGAGGAAACGAAGUUUGGCUGGUAUCAGUGAUGAAGAUGACAGUGCUGAAGAAGAGGAAGCCGAUGGAGAUGGUGAUGGUGAAGCAGACAGUGCAGAUGGGGAUUCUGGAGAUGACUAUGAAGAUUAUGAAGACUUUGAAGAUAAAGGAAGUGAUGGUGAGGGAGGUUCUGAGGACAGCCCAGAAGAGGGUUCCGAAGAUGACGAAACAAGCGAUUUCAGGCACAUGUCUGGCAAAGAUGUCAACCAAGAGAUGAAGAGAGGCAUCUCGGUCCGAAAUCAGCUAAACUUCUGGGAUAAUUUCCUUGAUUGUCGAAUCCAACUUCAGAAGAUCUUGUCUAUCAGCAAUCAACUUCCACAGCCAGACGUUUAUCCCCUGUUUGCUCAGAAAGGAGGAGCUGAUUUUAGAUCCAACACUUCAAAAGCAAAGCAUAGGCUCUCUAAACUCAUGGAUUCUCUUUUGAACCUGCAGGAUGCCCUUUUGAAAUCCUACCCUGAAACUAAAAACCUAAAUAAAUCCAAUAACAAGGCAGAGAACACCAAUGCUGCAGAUGACUCAGAUGAGGAGAUUACGAGCUCAGAAGAUGAGGACGACAUGAAAAGUAAUGGUAGAAGUAAAAGGGGCUUUGAAGGUACCGAUGAUGAAGAUGAUGAGGAUAAUGAGGAUAAGGAGGAUGGCCAUGGCUCCAAGAAAAGGCAGAAGAGGGAAGAUAUAGGAAAGAUUUUAGCAACAAGACAUGCUAACUAUGUAGCAUAUCGCAAUGCAACCAUACAGAAAUGGAAUAGUAAAACACAGGUUGCCCACGGAACAUCUAGUAGAAACUUUAGUGCAUUUGAGCAAAGUACUUUAAAACAAAUUGAUCAAAUCUUGGCUGACAAAUCUCGCGUCACACGAAGAACUCAGUUAAGACGAACUGAAUACCAUGUAUUGGGACAAGUUGAUCAGCCUAACGAAAAAGUAGGAACAAAAGAAACUCAUGAUGGAGCAGAAUCAAAAGAAAGUAAAUCUACUGCAGAAUUAAUCAGAGAAUAUGAUCCAGAAAUUUUUGAUGAUAGCGAUUUUUAUCAUCAGCUCCUACGAGAGUUAAUUGAGCGGAGGUCUUCAGACGUCACAAACCCUGUCCAGCUUGGCAGACAAUGGAUUGAACUGCAGAAAAUCAGAAGUAAAAUGAAGCGAAAAGUAGACACCAAAGCAUCAAAGGGAAGACGCUUGCGAUUUACAGUGCAUCCUAAACUUGUCAAUUACAUGGCCCCAGAACCGUCUAUUUUAAUGAAUGAGGAUGCUGUCACAGAAUUGUACAACUCUUUGUUUGGGAAAAAAAAAUAGGAAUGUAAUUGUUGCAUAUGCUUAAUUGGUUCAAGUUGAUCCCAUUGUGCCUUGGUAUAACCAGGACUUUUGGCACAAAACAGAUUACAAGUAUAAUUAUUGAAAUAUAACAAUGAAUAAAACAAAACAUGAAUGAAGAAGAAAUCA